CCCAUUUUGAUGGAAAAGCCAAGGUCCGAUCACGUCGUUCUCUUCAUUGAUCAACAAAACCCUAAACCUCCAGCCACGGAAACAGAGCUCAAGGACCAGAUAGCCGCAGAGCAGAAGUCCCAGAACUCAGCAAGAACGAAAAUUCUUCGCCGCCUCAACUUCUCCAAACCAAAAGCUCGAUUACUAGAGUUUAACUAUCCGGCAACUGGCCACAAACCAAUUCCUGAAUCUGACGAAAUGGAAUCUUUUCUGGAAAAGUACUCUUCGAGCGAAGAUGACGACGACGAUGAAGAUGUCGAGUGGGAGAACGAAUUUGAUGAAGGCGAUGGAGGAAUGGGAGAAGAUCAGGUAAGAAAGAGAAGGAGGAAAAUUAAGUGGAGACUCUUGGUGGAAUGGGUAUUGUUCAUCGUUAUUAUGACUUGUUUGAUUUGUUCUCUCACUAUAAAAUCAAUCAAGAACGAGAUCAAAUGGGGAAUGGAGACAUGGAAAUGGUGCUUAAUGGUGAUGGUAACCUUCUGCGGCCGCCUAGUUUCCGGCUGGUUGAUGACUUUCAUUGUCUUCUUAAUCGUCCGCAACUUCAUGCUAAGAGAAAAGGUUUUGUAUUUCGUCUAUGGACUCAGAAAAAGCAUUCAAAACUGCCUCUGGUUGGCCCUCGUUCUUAUCGCAUGGAGCAUGUUCAACGGGAAAGUUCGUGAAAAUAACAAGAUUCUCAAGAAAGUCUUUCAAGCUCUCGUUGCAGUGCUCCUCGGUGCAACGAUUUGGCUUAUUAAAAUCAUAUUAGUGAAAUUAUUGGCCUCAUCGUUUCACGUUACAACAUAUUUUGAUCGAAUGAAAGAGAGUGUGUUUCAUCAUUAUAUACUGGAUACGCUUUCGGGGCCGCCGAUGGACAUGGACGGAUUGAUGAGUAAAGAGAAGCAAGGUCAUAAUCUGACGGAAUCGAAGUCAAUGCCGGCGAGAUGGAAGGAGGGGAAGUUGAAGGAAGCGAGGAAUGCUUACAAAUCUAAGAAGUUUGGGUCGAGGAAGAUUGACAUGGAGAAGCUGAGGAGGUUGAGCACGGAGAGGAGGGCUUCGGCUUGGAGCGUGAAGAAGCUGGUGAAUUACAUAAGGUCAUCAGGUUUAUCAACCAUUUCUAAGACUGUUGACGAGUUUGGAAACGCUGAAUCGGAGAUUACUAGCGAAUGGGCAGCGAGAAACUCUGCGCAAAGGAUCUUCAAGAACGUAGCUAAACCGGGUGCCAAGUAUAUUGAAGAAGAAGAUUUAAUGAGAUUUUUGACACGUGUUGAGAUUCACACUAUAUUUGCACUCUUCGAAGGGGCCCUUGAGACUGGAAGGAUCACAAAAUCUUCAUUUAGAAAUUGGGUGGUUCGCGCUUAUCUUGAACGAAAAGCUUUAGCACAUUCUUUGAAUGAUACCAAAACGGCAGUUCAACAACUGCACAAAUUGGCAAGUGCAAUUGUCAGUAUAAUCAUUCUUGUGAUGUCUCUCAUGGUUAUGGAGGUGGCAACAUCCAAAGUAAUAGUUUUUGUCCUCACCCAAUUAGUUCUCGUGGGCUUCAUGUUUCGGAACACUUGCAAAAUGGUCUUCGAGUCCAUCGUCUUCAUCUUCAUCAUGCACCCUUUUGACAUUGGAGAUCGUUGCGUCAUUGAUGGCGUUCAGAUGAUUGUGGAAGAAAUGAAUAUAUUAACGACGGUAUUUCUCCGAUAUGAUAUGGAGAAAAUUUAUUAUCCGAAUGCGGUCUUGCUCACAAAGCCAAUCAGCAAUUUCUACAGAAGUCCAGAAAUGGCUGAUAGUAUUAAUUUCACAGUUGAUAUAUCUACAUCCAUGGAUUCCAUCAUUACGCUUAAGAAGGCGAUUCAAGCAUAUGUUGAGAGCAAACCCAAGUACUGGAACCCCAGGCACUCAGUGAUUGUGAAAGAAAUUGACGAACAGAACAAGUUGAAAAUGUGCCUAUGUGUUCAACAUACCAUCAAUCAUCAAAACUAUGGGGAGAGGAGUAGUCGGAUAUCUGAGCUUAUCCUUGAGUUGAAAAAGAUCCUUGAGAACCUUGGAAUCAAGUAUAGUCUUCUUCCUCAAGAGGUUCGUCUCAACCACGUCAACCUCGACAAUUGGAGCUAAAUUUCAUGACAUUUACUGUCUUAAUUUAUAUAUACUAAUUAUAGUUAUUUUUACGUUUAAAAUAAUUAUUCUAAGUGACUUCUGUAAUUAAUUAAUUAAGUUGUGUUACUUUAAUUUUAGUAAUUAAGGCUGUUGUUAUAAGUACG
Pistacia vera is the source of this 2261-nucleotide messenger RNA. RefSeq names its product mechanosensitive ion channel protein 10-like. The record is from RefSeq and is a predicted model, not a curated record. Gene Ontology annotation, cellular component: plasma membrane. NCBI's taxonomy places the organism in Eukaryota, Viridiplantae, Streptophyta, Magnoliopsida, Sapindales, Anacardiaceae. The transcript has 5 exons. Gene Ontology annotation, molecular function: mechanosensitive monoatomic ion channel activity. Gene Ontology annotation, biological process: detection of mechanical stimulus; transmembrane transport; monoatomic anion transport. Bases 10 to 2115 code for a protein of 701 amino acids.